Molecule: messenger RNA, 1070 nt
Organism: Rhododendron vialii
Lineage: Eukaryota; Viridiplantae; Streptophyta; Magnoliopsida; Ericales; Ericaceae
Product: DNA-directed RNA polymerases II and IV subunit 5A
Exons: 5
Coding region: 190-810 (206 amino acids)
Biological process (GO): DNA-templated transcription
Cellular component (GO): RNA polymerase I complex; RNA polymerase III complex; RNA polymerase II, core complex
Molecular function (GO): DNA-directed RNA polymerase activity; DNA binding
Source: RefSeq, a predicted model, not a curated record
ACACAUGCACCAAAUUAUUUUUCACAUGCACCAAAUCAUUUUUCUUUCCCUCGUUCUUAUCGUUUAUGAGAGAGAGAGAGAGAGACGAAACCGAAGGAGCAGCAGCAGCAGCAGCGGCGGCGGCGGCACCACCCACUGAUCAUCUCUCUCCGAUCUGUACGGAACCCACCCAAAGAACAGUGAAGAGAGAUGUCUACUUCAGACGAAGAAAUCACGAAGCUAUACAGAAUUCGGCAAACAGUGAUGCGAAUGCUGUGCGACAGGGGAUAUUUAGUGGGAGAUUUCGAGUUGGAGAUGACAAAACAUCAGUUCAUUCAGAAAUAUGGUGAAAACAUGAAAAGGGAAGACCUUGUUAUCAAUAAAGCCAAGCGCAAUGACAGCUCUGACCAGAUUUAUGUUUUCUUUCCAGAGGAGCCGAAGGUUGGUGUCAAAACAAUGAAGACUUAUACUAAUCGUAUGAAAUCAGAGAACGUUUUCAGAGCAAUCUUGGUUGUUCAACAAAACCUAACUCCCUUUGCUAGGGCAUGCAUAAGCGAAAUAUCUGCAAAAUUCCAUUUGGAGGUUUUCCAGGAGCCAGAGUUGUUGGUCAACAUCAAAGAACAUGUUCUUGUUCCUGAACACCAGCUCCUUACAAAUGAGGAAAAGAAGACUUUGCUGGAUAGGUAUACGGUCAAAGAAACACAGCUACCUCGAAUUCAGGUGACAGAUCCAGUUGCUAGAUACUAUGGGCUGAAGCGAGGGCAAGUUGUAAAAAUCAUUCGACCAAGUGAGACUGCAGGCCGUUACGUAACAUACCGUUAUGUUGUCUAGAUUUUCUCAAUCAACCUAGGUUAUGUAGUGGAGUGGACUUCUAAAAACCUUGUUCUAGUUUUGUUUUUUUGGAACUAGAAAACGUUGUUCUAGUUUAAAGCACAUCCUUCUUGUGUUGCAACUAGAGGCCAAGUUGAAGGGAAACACUUCCGAAUAUCGAAUCUUGAAACUUGCUCUGAGGACAUCUAUGAACACUUCAGUUUUGCACUUUUGUAAACAUUGUAGUUGUUUCUAAUCUCUAGUAGUAAUCAACUUAUACA